CAGUAAUCUAAAUAAUAAUAACAGUAAUAAUACAAUAGAAUCAAUUUAUAAAAAUAAAAAUGAAAUAAUAAAAUAUUUAAUAAAAAAUAAAAAAUUUAAAAUUACAAAAUCAUUAACUAUGGCAUGUUAUAUGGAAAAUCAAGAGAUAAUAGACUAUAUAUUAGAUUCAAUCCAUGAAACAGGUCAAUACGUUAGCGAUAAUAAUAACAGCGAUAUUAGAAUACUACUUGCACAAGGAUCAGACUAUUCGAUUAUAGAAAAAAUUUUAGCUACCAAAUUAAAAUAUCAAAACUCUGGUGAACAUCAAAGAUUUAUACCCGAAACUUUUAUUAUCGCCUUCGUAAAUGGUCAUAUUAAAACAGGAGAGUUGUUCAUUAGGUCCAAGUACAUUAAUUGGAAUGUAAAUCAAAUUGACCCAACAUGUAUAGCGCCAAUACUCUACCACUGUAGAGAGGAGUUAAUAACAGAGUUUUUAUUUAAAAACAAAUGCCUUUCGGAUCUAUUCAACUUUUUUACCAAAACGACUGUAGCUGAUUUCUCCAUUCUCUUGUCAAGCUUUUCCCAUAAAGAUACGAUAUCAAUGUUCUUGGCAUACUACUGCAUAACUUUAAGAAAUAAUAGUCUUCAUCACUCUUCAGAAUCAAGUAACAACAAUUUAAAACUUCAGUUUUAUUUAGGUGAUUUCUUUUUCAACAUUUUAAAAGUACUGGUAUUCCAAUGCGAUUUAGACACUCUAAAGAAACUUUGCAACAUUGAAUUAUUUAAUAGACAUUUCAAUUGGGAUUUAUUUGUGUGGUCCAUUCAAUUUCAAAACCUUCCAAUAAUUUCAUUUUUAUUUAACAAAGUUUACGAUUAUAUCGAACAAAAUCAAAAAGUGUAUCAACUAUCAGAUUUAAUUGAAGAUUAUUAUGAUAAUAAAAACCUAAAAGAACUAUUUAAUAAUUUAAAAAAAAGUAUUAGAAAUAAAAAGAAAAAAAUAAAAAAAUAAUUUGAAAUUAUCUCAUUACCAAAUUAUCUGUAAAU
Dictyostelium purpureum is the source of this 1023-nucleotide messenger RNA. RefSeq lists its product as uncharacterized. Bases 119 to 988 code for a protein of 289 amino acids. NCBI's taxonomy places the organism in Eukaryota, Evosea, Eumycetozoa, Dictyosteliales, Dictyosteliaceae. The record is from RefSeq and is a predicted model, not a curated record. The transcript has a single exon.